Molecule: messenger RNA, 1518 nt
Organism: Bacidia gigantensis
Lineage: Eukaryota; Fungi; Ascomycota; Lecanoromycetes; Lecanorales; Ramalinaceae
Exons: 7
Coding region: 1-1518 (505 amino acids)
Source: RefSeq, a predicted model, not a curated record
AUGGGAUUCUUGACAUCUCGUGUAACUGAUAUAGACGUACGAGAGUGUACGAUUCCAGGCGAGAUCGCUGCGCCUGCUCGGAGAGCUUCAGCAAGCCCCAAAGAUGGUAGCGACCUUGCUAAGGCGGCCGCUGCGGUUGCCAAAGAUAUCACGGACUGGAAGCCAUCGAACAAACUGUCUGAUGAAGACAAGAAAGUUAAAAUCAAUACCAGCCCGGUUGAUGAUUGGGUAGUCACGCAACUUGACGCUUUUGAUGCAAAUGCAAUCUUAUUUCAGCCCCAAGUACUGGCUCCGUUGUCUCUUAAGGCUAUUCAGGAUAUCUUCAACCUCGCAAUCACUGGCAAAAGUUCUGUCCUGAUAGGCGCCAGAAAUCCGGCCAAGGGCAUGGUCAUGGUCACCAAGGAUUUCCUCCAAAGCAAGCCAAACGGCAUUGGUCCAAAAAGUGUCAAGGAUGAUGUUCUAAGCCUCUUUUCACGAGUCCUAUCGAUUGGAGUCAUAGACGGUCAGAUCGGCGGCCUCAAGGAUGCGUUAGAAUAUGUUGUCAAUACUCCAAGAGCAGUUCCUCUUUUGGAAUUUCGAGCGCUUGCAAGUAAAGGUCCAGUAGACAUGGAAGUAUUUAACCAAAGCGUGGAUGCUACCAUAGCAGAUUAUCACACCAGCUGCGGGUACACGGUCUUGUCCACAAAUACUGUAGCGAAUCCCAUCACAAUAGAAACACAGACCUACACCGCCGGCUGUUCCGCCUGCACCCUCGUCGGUGGCAUCGCUGACACCCCAAAAUGCACCUCAAUCUCCGGCUGCACAACCACAAGCACCGCCCCAUCCGCAACCUUCACGGUCUUCCUCUCCAACGAUACCGUCUCGAUCGGCGACGCCGAAAACGCUAACGACGGUAGCGACCUGCGAAAAAACGCUUUCGACAAGAUCCAAGCGCUCUGCCCGGACAAAUCCGAUCACUGCGAUUCCAAGCAGCACGCUGUUAUCGAACACGUGCCCACCAUCAAGGGCGAGAACGAGGAGAAUGGCAAGGAAAAGCUCACCUUCACGCAACAAGCCGCGAAGAAGUCCUGCAAGGAGCUCGACUACGUUGAAUCUUCCCAGAAUGGCUGUUCUCCCACCGGGCCGGUAAAGCGUGGUCUUGGCGCUCUUCAGCUUGUUGAACGACGCGACCUGUUGUUCAACGCCACGGAGCUCGAAAAACGCCAUUUCUGGCAAACCAACGAAGACAAGCCCCAAGAAUGCCACUACAAAGGCACGGUCUGCUCCGCCCCGAACCACAUAACACCCAUGAAAGCCAGUGGCUCGGACCCGUACGCUAAUCACCUAAGCAUAGCGGUCGUGGAGCAGCUCGAAGAGGGGAUCUCCGCCUUCGAUGAGUUCAUCUGCGAGGCGAUCAUUGAUGGAUUGAGUGAAUUGGCGAUGUUGGUCGCGCCGGAGUUAGCUCCUGCAGAUGUGGGAUUAGAAUUGGAGUUCCAGACGCUUUGUAGGGAUGCUGUGAGCGCUAUCACCGGUGAUUGA